Vigna angularis (adzuki bean) is the source of this 1113-nucleotide messenger RNA. Its product is annotated as F-box/kelch-repeat protein At3g23880. The record is from RefSeq and is a predicted model, not a curated record. NCBI's taxonomy places the organism in Eukaryota, Viridiplantae, Streptophyta, Magnoliopsida, Fabales, Fabaceae. The coding region runs from base 1 to 1113 and encodes 370 amino acids. The transcript has a single exon. Gene Ontology annotation, molecular function: protein binding.
AUGGCUGGAAUACUCCCUCAUGAACUCAUACUGGAAAUUCUGUCAUGGCUUCCUGUGACGAGUCUCAUGCGAUUCAGGUGCGUUUCAAAGACAUGGAAAUUUCUUAUAUCCGAUCCUUACUUGGUGAAAUUGCACAUGGAAAGGUCCUCCAGAAACCCACAAAUCCUCUUAAUGGCGAGACAGAGAUACAAGAGUCAAUGUUUCAUGGCUCGUUUACGCUCUUUACCUUGUUUAAUCCAAAACCCUGCACCAUCUUCUUGUGGUCGUAUCUUGCGAUGCCCCAAACCCUAUAAAUAUGUAUUCGGUUCUUGCAACGGUUUGCUUUCUCUACAUCACUCUCUUUCAACAAACGAGUGUGAAGAGCACUGGGUCUGCUUUUGGAACCCUGCCACCAACAUUUGCUCCAGACCUUCACCAAGCUUGCGUCUCAAUUACGGCAUUGGUGUUCAAUAUGAUAUAAAUUUUGGUUUUGGGUACGAUGAUCGGAGGGACAGUUACAAGGUGGUGGCAAUGGUUUUGGAUAGUAGUACACAGCGAACGAGUGUGUGGGUUUACUGCAUGGGUGACGUAUGCUGGAGACGUACUAUAAUGACCUCUCCGGCUUUUCUCACUUUUGACAGUAAUGGAUACUCUCUGAACGGUACUAUUAACUGGAUAGGAUAUUCUUUUGAAGAAUCGAAAUUUGAGGAGCUACAAAUAUUUUUGUACGAUCUAAAGAACGAUGGUUGCAGAUAUUUGUCGGUGCCUGAAACUAAAGCUUCUGAGUUUACUUCUAUGGGAGUUUUGAAUGGUUGUCUUUGUGUUUCUUUUGAUCAAGAAAGGACUGUCUUUGUUGUAUUUGCAUUGAAGGACGUCGGAGACGAAAGAUCUUGGAGUUGGUUGGUAAGUGUAAGUUAUGAAACUCUGAAUAUCUCUCCUUAUUACGAUUACCUGCAGAUUUUGUGCAUGUGGGGUGAUCUUCUGUUUCUCGCAUAUUCAGAGAUUGGGGCUUACAAUAUCAUUAUCUUUAAUUUGAAGGAGAAUAAGGUAGAACGUACUGAAGGUUACUACAAGAAAGUUUUCAGUCUCAUCUUCUCGUGUCACUAUGCUCCAAGCUUGAUUUUGCCUAUUUGA